This is a messenger RNA of Plasmopara halstedii, 789 nucleotides long. RefSeq lists its product as uncharacterized. The record is from RefSeq and is a predicted model, not a curated record. Bases 1 to 789 code for a protein of 262 amino acids. Lineage: Eukaryota; Oomycota; Peronosporomycetes; Peronosporales; Peronosporaceae. The transcript is spliced from 4 exons.
AUGGGUGCGCUAGAUGAAAUGAUGGCUGGUUCGGCCAACAUACUGUGCACAUGGCAUAUCAACAAAAAUGUCCUAGCCAAAUGCAAACGAAUGUUUUCCUCUGGAGAGGAGUGGGACGAGUUCAUUAGUCAGUGGAACUGCUUGAUAUCAUCGAGCAGUGUUGAUGAAUAUGAAAGGCAAUGGAAGAAGUUUUGCACUCAAUUUCAGCAUCAGCCGAACGCUCUCGACUAUCUAUCGUCGACGUGGCUAAUCCACAAAGAGCGGUUCAUCAAUGCGUGGACAUCAAAACACAUGCAUUUUGGCAAUACUUCAACAUUACGCGUGGAGGGCUCCCACGCAUACAUUAAAACAGGAGCUUCGGUGUUUGCGGCAGUUUCUGAAAAAAUCUCUGUUUUCGCGCUGGAGAUAGCGCUUAAAGAAUUUGAGAAAGCCCAGGAAAAAAUGGAUGACCAGGAUACGACCACAGCUUGGGACGCUCUUGGCAAGCAACUUUUGUUUCUACCUGAUGUAAGGCAAAAGGUAGUGCUAGCACAGGCUAGCAGACUGAUCGCUGGCCAUGGUACUGUUGUGGAGUUGCAACCACAAAAUAACAAAAGAGGCCGAGGUCGACCGCCUGGAGCCAAAAAUCUUCCGAAGAGCAGUACCAAGCGGAACCCAUCAUCUUUUGAAAUCGCAGAAAAAGAAGUGGGCCAAAAAGAACAGCGCAGUGCACCAACCACUGGUGCAGAGAUUUCGUCCUUAUCUUACGAGGAUCACAGAUGUCGAAGCAGACGGAAACUGCGGAUAUAG